This is a messenger RNA of Pelmatolapia mariae (spotted tilapia), 3737 nucleotides long. Its product is annotated as short transient receptor potential channel 2-like. The transcript is spliced from 13 exons. Gene Ontology annotation, cellular component: plasma membrane; cation channel complex. The record is from RefSeq and is a predicted model, not a curated record. Bases 56 to 3154 code for a protein of 1032 amino acids. Gene Ontology annotation, molecular function: inositol 1,4,5 trisphosphate binding; store-operated calcium channel activity. NCBI's taxonomy places the organism in Eukaryota, Metazoa, Chordata, Actinopteri, Cichliformes, Cichlidae. Gene Ontology annotation, biological process: regulation of cytosolic calcium ion concentration; single fertilization; calcium ion transmembrane transport.
UCUGCUUCUGUUUUUGAGAGCCACCACUCAAAAUCGUGUUGUUUUGUCAUUGGGAAUGGAAAACCUAACGCCAGAGCAAUGGCGAGAGAUUAUGAGCAAGAAGAUGCGGUUCUCUCCAGCGCUCAUCAGUGCCAUUCAGGAGGGGAAAACAGCGCUGCUGUGCGGACUGUUGAAGACAGGUGACGGCAUCACCCGCCAGCUGGAUGAGUCUGAGGAUCGCCAGUGGAGGGAGGCCCUCAACCUCUCCAUCCGCUUGGGCAACGAGGAUGCCAUGGACGCCCUCCUGCAAGGAGUCAAGUUUGACUUCCGGCAGAUUCAUGAGGCUCUGCUAGUCGCCGUGGACACCAACCAGCCCAUAGUGGUGAAGCGUCUCCUGGACCGCUUGGAUCAGGAGAAAGGGAACAAGAUGGACGUACGGUCCUUCUCUCAGGCCAUAUUUGAUCGUUCUGUUGACAACUCUCAGUUUGCCCCUGGUGUGACCCCUCUGACUUUAGCCUGCCAGAAAGACCUGUACGACAUUGUUACCAUGCUCACCCAGAAAGGCCACGUCAUCCCGUGGCCACAUAAGAUCUCCUGCGCCUGUUUGGAGUGUUCUAACGGCCGGCAGUAUGACCUGCUGAAGUUCUCCCUGUCUCGCAUCAAUACUUAUCGUGGCAUUGCCAGCCGUGCCUACCUGUCUAUCACCUCUGACGAUGCCAUGCUCAGCGCCUUCAGUCUUAGCAGAGAACUCCGUAAGCUGUCACAGAAAGAGCCAGAGUUCAAGCCUCAGUACCUGAGCCUGGAGCAGAUCUGUCAGGAGUUUGCCGUGGAGUUGCUGGGCAUGUGUCGCAACCAGAGCGAGGUAACCACUAUUUUGAACAGCUGUGGAAAUGAAACUCAGGAUUCCUUGGAUGAACAAGCCUUUGAGGAAGGAAUCCCCAGCCUGUCUCGCCUGCGGCUUGCAGUCAACUACAACCAGAAGCAGUUUGUGGCGCACCCAAUCUGCCAGCAGGUUCUGUCCUCUAUCUGGUGUGGGAAACUGGCAGGCUGGAGAGGUAGCAGAACGGCCUGGAAGCUGUUUGUCUCUAUGGGAAUCUUUCUUACCAUGCCCCUUCUUUGCCUUGUCUACUGGAUUGCACCGAAGUCAAAGCUGGGAAAGCUAGUAAGAAUUCCUGUGAUCAAGUUUCUUCUUCACUCUGCAUCCUACCUGUGGUUUCUCAUUACAUUACUUGGGGAAUCGAUAACCAUGGAGCUAUAUCGGGACACAUUUGCUUCCCGGCAGCAGAACCUUCUGCACAGCUCCUUUCACAUGGUGUGGGUGGUCGGAUUCUUCUGGUAUGAGUGUAAGGAAGUGUGGAUCGAGGGGCUUCGGAGUUACUUCCUAGACUGGUGGAACUGCUUGGACGUGAUGGUGCUCAGCAUGUACCUGGCAUCUUUUGCGUUACGUGUGCUUAUCUUGCUCAAAGGUUUCUUCCUCUGCCAUGAUCAUGAUGGCACAGAGGAGUGUGUCUACUUCACCCAGACUUCACGUGACAAUUGGCACCAGGAAGAUCCUCAGCUGAUUGCCGAGGUGCUCUUUGCAGUGACGAGCAUGUUAAGCUUCACACGACUGGCAUAUAUCCUGCCAGCCCACGAAUCUCUGGGAACACUACAGAUCUCCAUUGGAAAGAUGAUUGAUGAUAUGAUGAGAUUUAUGUUCAUACUGAUGAUCAUUGGCACCGCCUUCCUUUGUGGCAUCAACAAUAUCUAUGUUCCUUAUGUCAUUUCUCCAAAUCUUGGCAGGUUUAAUGAGACCUUCCGCUUCCUGUUCUGGACCAUGUUUGGAGUUGUAAACCAGGAAUAUGUGGACAUGCCAGACUUUGUGUUGGCAGAAUUUGUAGGAAGGAUCCUGUAUGGCAUCUUCACUCUUGUCAUUGUCAUUGUACUUCUCAACAUGCUUAUUGCCAUGAUAACAAACUCCUUUCAGAAAAUUGAGGAUGAUGCGGACGUUGAGUGGAAAUUUGCCAGGUCAAAGCUGUACCUCAGCUACUUCAGAGAGGGCCUCACCAUGCCUGUGCCUUUCAACAUCAUCCCCUCCCCCAAAGCCAUUUUUUACAUCCUAAGGGGCAUCGUUAGACGGAUCUGCUGCUGCUGCACUUGUUCCUCUGAGCAAAAAUAUCCCCCCAUAGCCUCUAUAUCCAGUGAUAAGGGGUCUGAAGAUGGCCAGUUAUCGUACCGUCAGCAGGUGAUCACGGCACUGGUGCAGCGCUACAUUGAGUCAGCUCGCAGGGAGUUUGAGGAGACCAAGAGGAAAGAUAUUGGAAAUCGAAUGACUGAGCUAAGCAAAGCGGUCGCCAGGAUGCACAACGAUCUGAAAGUCGCCCAGCAGUACGCAAUGGAUGAUGGACACGAUACAAGCGAUGCCCUGACCAAGAAUGGCUCCUCUGUACUGGGGAAAUACAUCACUGGUGCCAAGAACAAUUUCAGAGGUUUUAACACCAGACAAGAUGACAAAUGCACAGCUCUUAAGGUGACUGUGCACAGCAAUGAGGAAAAGCUGGAUAAAGAAAAGCUUGAAGCACAGAUGGAAUCAGACAUUCAACAGAAUGAGGUGGAUGAAUGUAGAGACGAGGGACAAUUUCCUGACUCUGUUGUGGUGAAAAUGGAGGAAGGCCAAGCUCAGGCUGAACAAGAGGAAAAGAAGGAAAUUAAGUCAGACGAGAAGGAGAAAGCAGCCAAAAGUGAAAUUAGUGUAAAUAAAGUGAAAGAGAAGAAAAAAGGAGGAAACGGUUUUACUAACACCGAAGAAACGGUGAGUGAUGAGGCCACGGAUGAAGAGGCAGAAACCCUAAGUGAAGGAGGGAUGAACAAAGAGGGAAGAGCGCCAGAUGAACACAUGACCUCUGCACAUGCCGAGAGCAUCGAAGUGAGUGACGAAAAGGUAGAAACCAAAAAAAUAAUCAGCAAGUUCAAUCACAUUGAGCUACAAGAAAAAAAAGCAGCACAACCGAGCUGGAUGAAGGGAAGAAAGCCUGAGCAUAAUGUAGCAGAGAAGCCUCACAAUGAGAAGAGCAAUAAAAAACCUGAAAUGAAGAAGAUGAUUCCUUCACCUACAGGAAGCAGCAGCUCCCAGGACACGGGUUUUGGUUCCCAAGAAGGGGAAGAAUCGAUUGAUGGCACACCAGUGAGACCUUAACCUUUGAGGUGACCUUGCAGCGUCUUUGGUCACUUUAUGCAAUAUCUGAUAAGAGUCUGCAGCUGAGCAGAGUUUUGAGAUGUCCACUUUUUCCCCAUGUCUUAAAAAGUAAACAAAGGAUCAGCAGAGAAACUGUCAGUUUGCAUGCAAGAUAUUUUCCACUACCUAAAAACAUUUGCUUUUAUCCAUUCAUCUUUAGAUUGCCAAACAUUUUGUCAUGUAGUCUAUUUCUAAGCCCAAGGAUGAAAACUGCAGAGGCUUGCCAGCAAUGCUUUAGAGCUUCUUCAUACCUUUAGAAAACCCCUCUUUAAAUGUGUUGUUUGAUCUGCACAAAAACUGCAAAGUAUAGUUGAAAGUUUUAAUAAAUGAGCUUUAAGGAUGUUUGAGUGCAGAUGUGUGUGUAGCAACUGUAGCUCUCUGGAUACCUGUGCACAAACUUGUGAAAUGUGUUUCUCAAAACCCAGAAGCUUCUGAGCUUGCUUUCAUCUCCCAAGACGAUUCCAUUUCAUUUAGGUUGUUAGUUAUUUAUCGGAAAGAUAGACUGCUGUUAAAGUUUUCAAUUUACAUUCAUUGAAAUAAAAGU